AUGUGCACAAUCGAAAUAAUGUGUGGCCGUUACGUGUUGGCUCUUAAGCCUCCUGAAAUCCGUGAAGUAUUCCGGAAUAAUGGAAUGAAUAUUGAAUUGGCCCCAGAGGAUACAGUAGGCCACACGCCUGAAAUAACCUACAACCUUGCUCCAGGAAAUCAUGGACUAGUUUUAGUUCCAUGGAAGCACUACAGUAGCAAAGAUGAUCCUUCGUCCAAAAAAAACCUAUUCGUGCAAGGGGACGCAUCGAUGAAUAAAGAAGUUUCAGAAUCCAACAAGGUCAACUAUCACCUACAGACAAUGAAAUGGGGUAUCGUCCCAAUGUGGUCAUCAAAGAAUUCUGUAACUGGUGCGAGUCCUACACUCAUUAACUGCCGUGACGACUCCCUAGCAGAAAACAAAAAUAUAUGGGCAUCACUUAAAAAUAGAAAUCGGUGUGUGGUAAUUGCUCAGGGGUUCUACGAGUGGCUUAGAAAAGACAAAGAUAAAAUUCCUUACCAUAUUAUGAGAAGGGACCAGAAGCUUAUAUGCAUGGCAGGAUUAUUCAACAAUAUUUCAGUUGACGGAAACGAUGAUAACAAGAAGUUUUGCACGUAUACAAUCAUUACAACAAAUGCUAAUGAUCAAUUGAAGUUCCUUCACAAUCGAAUGCCUGUCACAUUCGAAAUUGGAUCCGAAGAACUGCAGACAUGGCUGGAUCCUCGUCAGUCAAAAUGGUCCAAGAAUCUCCAACAAUUGUUGAAACCAUAUGCCGGAGAGCUGCAGAUUUAUCCCGUCAGCAGAGAUGUCGGAAAUCCGAAAAAUAACUCACCUAGAUUAAUACUCCCAAUAAAAACUAACGAGACAAAGACAAAUAUAAAGAAUUAUUUUACCAACUAUCUAACAAAAACUGAAUCCCCAAAUAUUGCUUCAAAAUUAUCUGAAGAAGUUGAACGUGGGAUUUCCAACUCAGAAGAUAAAGAAAUUCUUUCCUGCCAAGUAAGCAAUGAAAUAUUUGGUCUGAUAUGCAAAAAAAGAUCUCAGCUUAUAACCCUUAAGGCUACUGAAAAAUAUAAUUUGGGCUCUAAGCGAAAGUCUGAUCUACCUGAUGAUGCGCCACGGAAAAAAGACCGCAAAAUAAAUAGAUGUCUAUCGCACGAAAUAUCUACUAAAACAUGUCCUAGACCAGAGAGAAUCAGUGUUAGAAGUUAUAAAUCCCCGAAACCUAAAAGGUUCAUAAACAAGAAAACGGGCUGUCAGGAGAUCAGCAAAUUUUUUGAAAAGUGA
This is a messenger RNA of Blumeria graminis f. sp. triticale, 1266 nucleotides long. The record is from the annotation of a GenBank genome assembly. NCBI's taxonomy places the organism in Eukaryota, Fungi, Ascomycota, Leotiomycetes, Helotiales, Erysiphaceae.